GUAGUGCGUUUUGAUGUGUUUCAAUUCACUAAGAACUGUAGUCUAGUAGUAAAUCUCUGUUUUCAGAGCAGUGGGUGUUUCAUGUUUCUUGAUAAUGUAAAAAUAAAAUUUCUACUACCAAAAAAAAAAAAAAAAAAAUACAAGUACAACCAAAUGUUGGUGUAACCCAAGUAUUUCAUGUUUUUUUUUAGUUAAAGACCCAAGUAUUUCAUGUUAUUCCACUGCAACCAACCACAAUCAGAGUGAACACCACUGGAAGAGUGGUCCCCACCCUCACUUGUGAGCUAAAGCUACUACUAUUAAUAAUUGGAAAUGAAAUCCUAGAUGCUGAAAGAUGUCCGAAGUAUAAAAUAGCCAACCAGUUUCAGGUGACUUUGUUUUACUUUGUAUAUAUAUACAGGGACAUAUAAGUGUGUGACUGUGUGUGUAUGUAUAGAGAGAGAGAGAGAGGAGCUGAAAGAUGAUUAAAAGAAGUGUUAUUGCCUCUUCCAAGGGUAGAUAUGGUAGCGCUCUCUCUCUUCAGAAAGGUAUCCGUAAGUCUGCAACUUCUCUUAAGCAUUGUGUUAAUUUCUUCAUUGAUUAUCCAUUUGCAAGUGACAAUUUAAGGGCUUCGUUUCAUUCCCUAACUGCUAAAGAUCAAAAGCCUCACUGUCCGAGUACUCAAACCCAGUCUGUCAGAAAUCAAUGCAGGUUUGAGUUCACCAACCUUAAUGAUGCACUGGCACUGUUUGAUAAAAUGUCCCAAAUGCGACCUCUUCCUUCAAUUGUGCAUUUUACUAAAUUGUUAGGGGCCAUUGUGAGAAUGAAACAUUACACCACUGCAAUUUCUUUGCUUAACCAAAUGGAAUCCUCUGGAAUGGUAGAGCCAGACGCUUAUACUCUGGGCAUCUUGAUGAAUUGCUACUGCCAUUUGAAUCGGGUCGAUUUGGGUUUCUCUGUUCUGGGGAGAACUUUGAAGCUUGGUUAUGAAGUGAAUUGUACACAGCUCAACACUUUGAUGAGGGGACUCUGCAGCGUGGAUAAAAUAGGUCAGGCAGUAGAGUUGUUUAUUGACAUGGGGGCAAAAGGAUUUCGACCUGAUACAGUUACUUGUGGAACGAUUAUAAAUGGGUUGUGCAAAACGGGGAACACCACUGCGGCUAUUGAGUUGGUUAAGAAGAUGGAAGAGAGAAAUUGGGUAGCUGAUGUUUUUGACCAUAGCAUCAUCAUUGACAGUCUUUGUAAGGACGGACUGGUAGAUGAGGCUUUUGACUUCUUUUCAGAAAUGAUCCGUAAAGGCAUUUCGCCGAAUGUAGUCACUUACACCUCCUUAAUACAUGGCCUAUGCAAUUCAAACCAGUGGAAAGAGGCUACAAGAUUGUUGAAUGAAAUGGUGAACCGAAAUAUCAAACCGAAUGUAAGAACCUUCAAUAUAUUGGUGGAUGCACUUUGCAAGGAAGGUAUGGUUGCAGAAGCAGUAGAAAUAGUUGAAGUGAUGAUUCAAAAAGGCGAGCAGCCUGAUAGAGUCACUUACAAUGCACUGAUGGACGGAUAUUGUUUGCAAAGCAAAUUUGAUGAGGCAAAGAAGAUACUUGAUUUGAUGAUUGGUAGGGGUUGUGCACCUGAUGUUCAGAGCUAUAACAUCCUGAUUAAUGGAUAUUGUAAAAAGCAAAGAAUGGAUGAUGCUCUAAGACUUUUUCACAAAAUUUCUCAGAUAGGAUUGGUUCCUGAUACUGUUACUUACACCACUCUUAUUGGUGGUUUCUGCCAUGCGAGAAAACCUCUAGCUGCGCAACAAUUUCUGAAUGAGAUGCGAGCCCGUGGCCAACAUCCUGAUCUUGUGACCUACUCUACUUUGUUAGAUGGACUGUGUAAGAACCAAUGUCUGGCAGAGGCAAUGGCCUUGUUUCGAGACAUGGAAGAGAGUGGAUUGCAUCUUAAUAUUGUGGUUUAUAGCAUCCUCAUUGAUGGUAUGUGCAAAGCUGGAAACAUUAAAGCUGCAAGGGAACUCUUUUGUAGUCUUUCUUCCAAAAGGUUGCGACCUGUUGUUCGCACAUACAACAUUAUGAUCAAUGGGUUCUGCAAGAAAGGUUUGUUAAGCGAAGCAAACAUGUUGCUCAAGAAAAUGGAAGAGAGUGGUUGCUCACCGGAUGCUUUAACUUACAAUAUAAUUGUCCAGGGAUUUCUUCGAAACAAUGAGAUGCUAAGGGCAAUGCAACUUAUUCAAGAAAUGGUUGAGAAGGGAUUCUCUACUAAUGCAAGUACUAUGACCCUGUUGUUGAAUUUAUCAAAUAAUAGUGGAUUGGAUGAGUCAGUUUUGGAGAUGCUCAAUAAGUUUCUGUGAUCUCUAUUGGGUUCUCUGAUGUUAGGUAGAAGUUUUAUAUUUUGUUGGCCUUGCAGUAUGUUGUAUGUAUGGCCUAUUGAUGCUUGCAUCAGUGUCGUUUUCAUGUUUUUGGGGUGAGAAUUGUUAUUCUAUGAGAAGUACGAAGAAAGAAAGCAAAGUUGCUGCUUAAGCAUAGAGGAAUGCUUUGGGUAGUGAAUUUGUGGGAGAGUUAGUUCCUCCUUUGGUAUGCCAGAAUAGUUGAAUAUUUAUAGGGUCAUGUCAUGCAACUGUCAACUGAGAUUGGGGUGACUUCCUAGACUUUUAGAAAGGAAUUGUUCUAUAGUCAGUGUUUUGGGUAAAACCUGGCAAAUCAAAAUGUUGACUACAUCUAUUGGUCAUGGUUUACAAAACAUCCAGAAUGUAGCAAGUGACUUCAUUUUAGGUUUCAUAAAGCAAGUCCA
This is a messenger RNA of Cornus florida, 2763 nucleotides long. RefSeq names its product putative pentatricopeptide repeat-containing protein At1g12700, mitochondrial. The transcript has a single exon. Bases 461 to 2323 code for a protein of 620 amino acids. NCBI's taxonomy places the organism in Eukaryota, Viridiplantae, Streptophyta, Magnoliopsida, Cornales, Cornaceae. Gene Ontology annotation, molecular function: protein binding. The record is from RefSeq and is a predicted model, not a curated record.